AUGAAGUUCCAGCCUCUGCGUACGACCGCGGGCCUUCUGUGCUCAGCUGUUUUGAUCACUGCCCAGACUUACACAGACUGCAACCCUCUGCAGAAAAGCUCCCACAACGUCCGAAACUUGGCUGAUCCCGGUGAUAUUCACAUAGCAUGCCCCGCGGACACUGCGCUCGGAAAGGCUGGACAAACUUACGAUUUCACGGCUGGCUCGUCUGUCGAGUUCGCUGCCUCCGGGGCUGUCACCUACGAUAGCACCAAUGGAGCUGCCUUCACAGUCACCAAAAAGGGUGAUGGGCCCUUGAUCCAGUCUGGCUGGUACAUCAUGUUCGGUAGAGUCGAGUACACGAUUAAAGCCGCGCCGGGAACGGGUAUUGUCAGCAGCGCUGUCUUGCAGUCCGACGACCUGGACGAGAUUGAUUGGGAAUGGUUGGGCGGCGACAAUACUAAGGUGCAGACAAAUUACUUCGGCAAAGGCGACACCAGCAGCUACAAUCGUGGUGCCUUUCAUGCCAACCAAGGGAAUCACGACGGAUUUCACACCUACUCCGUUGACUGGACAAGCUCCCAGAUUGUUUGGGCUAUCGAUGGUCAAACUGUCCGUGUUCUGACACCUGCGACUGCGGACAGCAACCAAUACCCGCAGACUCCGAUGAUGAUCAAGGUUGGUGUCUGGGCUGGUGGUGAUCCGGAUAAUGCGCAAGGAACCAUCGACUGGGCUGGCGGAGUGACCGACUACAGCAAGGGUCCCUUCACAAUGUAUCUCAAAUCGAUGACCGUGACCGACUACUCAACCGGCAACUCUUACAGCUAUGGUGAUCACUCAGGCUCAUGGGAGUCCAUUAUUUCCAAUGGUGGCCAAGUCAAUGGCAAUGGCGGCGAUGAGCCGACAGUAGCCCAGCCGGCACCCGUGAUUACCGCAACGGCAGACAGUGUUCCUAUUCCUUGGAGCGGGACCCAUCGCGAAACUUCCAGCUUCGUGACCCCUGACGUUUGGCCCUGGGUUGCGACAGGCUCCCCAACGAGCUUUUCCACAAGCCGGUUUCCUCCCGGCUGGCAUUCUGGCUCCGGGCACAUUCAGCCACCCAGCGGCGGUUCAGCGAGUGAGCAUUGCCUUCUACCUACCAGCAGACCGAUUAUGACCCCGGCUAAACCCGACCAACUUCUCUCACAGUCUAUCUCCCGAUGUACAUCAGCCUCCUCGGCCUCUUCGUCGGUUUCACGUUUCCCUUCUGGGCUUAAAACAGUUUCGACUAACAACGCAACGCGGUGGACACGGCCUACAUCACCUGGCUCCACCGACGCUAAACAUCAUCAUUUGGAGCAUUCACAGGUGGAAAAGCCCACAAGCAUGACCACCUCAGCAGAAACAGCCCAUCCACUGCCGAGCUCUGCGCCGUCGACUGGCCGUGGAAUCGUCUUUUAUCAGGCACCUACGAUGGCGGGCGUAGCCUUCACCACCAUACUGCUCGGGGCCGCUCUUGUCAUGCUGUGA
Messenger RNA from Penicillium oxalicum, 1488 nucleotides. Its product is annotated as glycoside hydrolase family 16 protein. NCBI's taxonomy places the organism in Eukaryota, Fungi, Ascomycota, Eurotiomycetes, Eurotiales, Aspergillaceae. The coding region runs from base 1 to 1488 and encodes 495 amino acids. The record is from RefSeq and is a predicted model, not a curated record. Gene Ontology annotation, cellular component: fungal-type cell wall. Gene Ontology annotation, molecular function: hydrolase activity, hydrolyzing O-glycosyl compounds; glycosyltransferase activity. The transcript has 3 exons. Gene Ontology annotation, biological process: fungal-type cell wall organization; carbohydrate metabolic process.